GCCAAGCGUUGGCGGGUGCUUACGGGGAACAGGGGACUGGGCAGGCGUCAGGCUAGUCCGACGGAGACUGGGUAGGUAGGAGCCCUCCGGAGGGCGGCUGAGGCGCGGGAGCCGUCUCUGUCGGCCCCGCCGGCGGCGCAUGCGCGGGGCGGGCGCCGCGGACUUGGCUGCCGGUCGGCCUCGGCCCCGGGUGUCGAAGGCCUCCGGGCGGCGCCGCGUAGGGUCUCGGCCGCAGAGCGUGGCUGCUAGGCCCGGGCGGGACCUCGAAAGCGUGUCCUGUGCCCUCUUCGUGCGCCCGGCGCGUGGUGAGCGCUGAGUAGCGGAGGUUGAAAAAAAUGGAAAGCCGCCCAAGUGCUCAACGGUGUGAUCAGCACUGGAAAAGAUGCCGGCCCCUGCCGCCACAUAUGAAAGAGUAGUCUACAGAAACCCUUCCGAGCACCACUACGUGAAAGUCUGCCUAGAAUUUCAAGAUUGUGGAGUUGGGCUGAAUGCUGCGCAGUUCAAACAGCUGCUUAUUUCAGCCUUGAAGGACCUGUUUGGGGAGGUUGAUGCCGCCUUGCCUUUGGACAUCCUACGCUAUGAAGAGAAGACCUUGUCAGCCAUCUUGAGAAUAUGUAGCAGUGGUCUUGUCAAAUUGUGGAGCUCUUUGACCUUGUUAGGAUCCUAUAAAGGCAAAAAAUGUGCUUUCCGGGUGAUUCAGGUUUCUCCAUUUCUCCUGGCAUUAUCUGGUAAUAGUAGGGAACUAGUAUUGGAUUGAAGGAAUAGUCUUCUAUUUUGGAAACAUUCCUCCACUCUCAGAUUUAUUUUUUUGGUGCCUGCAUGUUUGAAGACUGAAGCAGGCUAAAAGCUCUUGAUGAAAUUUGAGGGUGCUGAAGAUGUUCCCACUAAUUUCCAGCCAUCACCUUUGGUGGAGUGGGCUUCGGAGGAGAGUCUGCCUGAACCUCCCAGUGCUGACCGUGCAGCACUUACAGCAUAUGCACAUCAGAGUUGGAGACCGUGCUGAACUUAGGAGGGCCUUCACACAGACGGAUGUGGCUACCUUCUCAGAGUUAACAGGGGAUGUCAAUCCUUUGCAUCUAAAUGAAGACUUUGCAAAACACACCAAGUUUGGAAAUACAAUUGUACAUGGAGUUUUGAUCAAUGGACUUAUCUCAGCUCUCCUGGGAACUAAAAUGCCAGGGCCAGGCUGUGUAUUUCUUUCCCAGGAAAUUAGCUUUCCAGCCCCUUUAUAUAUUGGAGAAGUUGUUUUAGCUUCUGCAGAAGUGAAAAAGCUAAAACGGUUCAUUGCUAUUAUUGCAGUGUCAUGUUCAGUAGUAGAAAGUAAAAAGACUGUUAUGGAA
Molecule: messenger RNA, 1340 nt
Organism: Saimiri boliviensis boliviensis (Bolivian squirrel monkey)
Lineage: Eukaryota; Metazoa; Chordata; Mammalia; Primates; Cebidae
Gene: RPP14
Product: ribonuclease P/MRP subunit p14
Biological process (GO): tRNA 5'-leader removal
Cellular component (GO): multimeric ribonuclease P complex; nucleolus
Molecular function (GO): ribonuclease P RNA binding
Source: RefSeq, a predicted model, not a curated record